Messenger RNA from Synchiropus splendidus (mandarinfish), 2805 nucleotides. It is a transcript of the gene marchf9, whose product is annotated as membrane-associated ring finger (C3HC4) 9. The record is from RefSeq and is a predicted model, not a curated record. Gene Ontology annotation, biological process: protein ubiquitination. The transcript has 4 exons. Gene Ontology annotation, molecular function: zinc ion binding; ubiquitin-protein transferase activity. The coding region runs from base 946 to 1974 and encodes 342 amino acids. NCBI's taxonomy places the organism in Eukaryota, Metazoa, Chordata, Actinopteri, Syngnathiformes, Callionymidae.
ACAAAGUGCGUGCCAGCUGUGUUGCGUGUCCAGGGGUCUGAACUGACUGGACUAAACGUGGCAGAGAUCACUGUCCAACCAUGUGACUGAGGCUCUUGACAACAACGGGAACACGUUAAAAUAUUUGGGACCGAGCACCUGGGAAACCCGCAACAAAUCACCCUCACACCGAGCUUUUUCGUUGAGCGAGGAGCCUUUGCGGUUCCGUCAUGAUCAGGACCCUGGACAGCAGACGCGACUCGCGCGAGCACAGUCCGCUCACUGAUUCAAAGGCUCGUCCUCCUCUUCUCUCUCCAUCCUUCCUGUUCCGGAAGUGGCCCGUGCGUUGCUUUCAUCUACGUGCCAACCAUUUCAGGAGGAGAAGCAGCAUCAGCACCUGAUCCGGCCCUUCCUCUUCUCCUCCUCGGAACCGUCUCCAGCAGCCUGGUUGCUCGAGGUCCAGCGGUCGCCGCUGGAGCGCCGACGGACGCGGACCAUGGCGGAGCGGCUUGUUUUCGUGACGUGGCUUCACCGCGAGGAGACGAACUAGAACAAAAGGACGGAUGGAGGCGCGGAAGAGAAGCGACGGCAGCGGGUAGAAGCACAGGAGAUCGUUGCUGGAUGAUGACUGUUGACCAGAGUCCCAGAUGUGACCGUGUGGAUGGCGCGAGACCGCGGCUUCUCUCCUCUGGCUUUCUCCAUCUGGCGGGUUUCUGCUAUGGGUAGCGCACCAUGUAGGGCGAGCCGCGCCGCUGUCUUUCCUGAGCAGGGGCUGUGGACGGCCGUGUGGAGGAGAGCCGACUUGGUCGGGUGAUGAGUACAGCGGCGUGUCGGCCCGAAAGGCGAAAAUCUCUUAUCCGCAUUGGCUUCCGCCGCCGCGCGCGCGCACGGCCUCUGACUCACAACACUCUUAUUAGGACUGUUACCACUAACUGCUUCUUCAUCGGGGUGUCGAUGUAGCCAACCAUGUUCAAGUAUCGCAUCCGCAUGUUUUUCAACGAACUGAAGGUUCUGGUGUUGAUGCGAUCCGACUCGAGACAGGCCAGCUCAGACGCAGACCGGCGCUCCAGCAACAUGCGGGGUUUGGGGAUGGGCGGCUGCGGCUGGCCGCCGUUCGUCGACUGCCAUCCCCGGGACGAUGAGGAGGAGUACUACGGCAGCGAGCCGCGGCCGCGCAGCCUGGCGUUUGAGGACAAGGACCCCAAACUGCAAGUGGGCCUCGACGCCGUGUCUCUGACCAGCACCGCCAGCAGCCUUCGGACGCCUCAGUGCCGGAUUUGUUUCCAAGGCCCGGAGCAGGGGGAACUCCUGAGCCCGUGCCGCUGUGAUGGCUCGGUGCGCUGCACCCACCAGCCCUGUCUCAUCCGCUGGAUCAGUGAGCGGGGCUCCUGGAGCUGCGAGCUCUGCUACUUCAAGUACCAGGUCCUGGCCAUCAGCACAAAGAACCCUUUACAGUGGCAGGCCAUCUCUCUGACCGUCAUCGAGAAGGUGCAGAUCGCCGCCAUCAUUCUGGGCUCCCUGUUCCUCAUCGCCAGCAUCUCCUGGCUCAUCUGGUCCUCCCUCAGCCCCUCGGCCAAGUGGCAACGCCAGGACCUGCUCUUCCAGAUCUGCUACGGCAUGUACGGCUUCAUGGACAUCGUGUGUAUAGGCCUUAUCAUCCACGAGGGGUCGUCGGUGUAUCGGAUCUUUAAACGCUGGCAGGCUGUCAAUCAGCAGUGGAAGGUCCUGAACUAUGAGAAGGCGAAGGAUCUGGGCGAGCCGAUCGGCGCCAGCAGCAAGUCGGGCCCCAGAGGAUCCCGCGGGAACCCGCACGGCCUGGCCAGCGGCGGCGGCAGCAGCAGCGGCGCCAGCCGCCACAGCAGGAGGCUCAGGACUAUUCUCAACCACCACUGUGGAUACACCAUCUUACACAUCCUGAGCCAGCUGCGGCCCAACGACCCGCGGAUCAGCGCCGCCGCCAACAGGGAGGUGGUGAUGAGGGUCACCACCGUGUGAGGAACACACGGACAAAAGCCACUGGACGUUUCUCCCAGGUACGGAAGCUUUUGAGGGGCCCAGUGAUGCCCGGAGCAUCGACACCCAGACACUCUGGAGCAUUUCUACUCUUGUUUCAUACGAGGAAAGGAAGCCUGCUGCUCCUUUUUAAAAAGAAACACAAGGACUGAGAAAAAUGACUGAAGACGACGUGACGUAUAACUUGUGAGUGGGAACAUGUAAACAAGAUUUCUAACCGAUUUCAAGACACCUUUCUUUUCCUGUUGAAAGGCAGGCUGCGCUGAAAUGUUUUUCCCUCUCGGUUUGUUUUUAUUUCUAUUUUUUGGGUUUUGUACGGAUGUAUACUUUUUGAGGAAACCAUGUAACUCCAUACAAAGCCAAGAACUUCCAGACCAGACGUGUCAUGACCAACAGCGACACAGACGACGGGGAGCAGACUGAAACCUGAAUCGCAACAAGCCCACGAGGAGACGGAAGAGGAACCUCAAUUGAAAUAAACAUGGAGGAAAUCGCUGCGAUUUCACCGAAACUUCCUGCAAUAAUGAAACUGAUGUACAUUUCACAGGGAAUUUUGCAUGGGAAUAUCGUUUUAUUAUUCAUCACAUGACAUAAGCACACAGCAGUUUCUCUUUUUCGAAUGGUGCUUGCCAAAUAAACACUGAAAAAAAAAUAAACGCCAGAUGUUCAUUGCACCAACUUUUUUGUCAACCAGACAAAUGGACACCUGUUUCCAGCUCUUUUAGCUAAAAUACCGAUUGUUGCUGCUGUGUGCUGACUCAUAUUUGAUAAGUUGAAAAUUGGAUUAAAAUUUGGGAUCAAUGGAUCUCUAUC